Messenger RNA from Capra hircus (goat), 1773 nucleotides. RefSeq names its product solute carrier family 22 member 31 (gene SLC22A31). The coding region runs from base 22 to 1641 and encodes 539 amino acids. Gene Ontology annotation, cellular component: membrane. Gene Ontology annotation, molecular function: transmembrane transporter activity. Gene Ontology annotation, biological process: transmembrane transport. The transcript is spliced from 9 exons. NCBI's taxonomy places the organism in Eukaryota, Metazoa, Chordata, Mammalia, Artiodactyla, Bovidae. The record is from RefSeq and is a predicted model, not a curated record.
CACAGAGCGCAGAGGCCUCGGAUGGAGCCCGAGGUGCGGGUUCUGCGCUUGGCUGGCGGCUUCGGCCGGGCCCGGUGCCUCCUGGCCGCCGCUUCGUGGCUGCCGUGCGUGGCGCUGGGGUUGGCGCUGAGCUCGGAGCUCUUGCUCACUGCGCUGCCGGCGCACCACUGCGGCUCAGACCCCGCGCGCGCCCGGAGCACCUGCCUGCCGCUAAGCUACCCCAAGUCCGUGCCCCGCGCGGGCUCCGACGGCGCUCGGCCCUGCUCACGCGGCUGGUACUACGCGCAGCCCGCCGCCGACCUGCUGCGCAGCCCGGUCACCCAGAGGAACCUCGUGUGUGAGGAUGGCUGGAAGGUGCCCCUGGAGCAAGUGGACCACCUCCUGGGCUGGUUGCUGGGCUGUGUCCUCUUGGGCCUGGGCUGUGACUGGUUUGGCCGCCGGGCUGUGUUUGUGGGCUCCCUGGUGCUGGCCACAGGCCUGGGGGUCGGUGAGGCCCUGGUUGCCAGCUUUCCCGCCCUGCUGACUCUGAGGCUGCUUAGAGGGGGGGCCUUGGCAGGGGCCUCCCUCGCCCUCUAUGUGGCUCGCCUGGAGCUGUGUGACCCCCCGAACCGCCUGGCAUUCUCCAUGGGGGCUGGCCUCUUCUCAGUGGUGGGCACACUGCUGCUGCCCGGCCUGGCCCCGCUCGCCCAGGACUGGCAACUCUUGCAGGGACUGAGUGCCCUGGCGACGGGACUGCUGCUGCUCUUUUGGGGGUUUCCAGCCGUGUUCCCUGAGUCUCCCUGCUGGCUGCUGGCCACAGGGCAGCCAGCCCGAGCCAGGAGGAUCUUGUGGCACUUUGCCAAAGCCAGCGGUGUGGACCCCGAGGACAGCACAGAGGAGGAGAGUUCCCUGGCUAUGGAGCUGGAUGUGCUGUGCGUGGGACACCCCCAGCCCCGGCACCACUCAGUCCUGGAGCUCCGGCACACACAUGUCACCUGGAAGAACGCACUCAUCCUGGGCUUCAGUUCGCUCAUCAGUGGGGGCAUCAGAGCCAGCUUCCUGCACAGCCUUGUCCUGAGUGAGCCCAGCUUUUAUUGGCCCUACUUCCUGGCAGCUGGCCUGGAGGCAGCAGCCACCGUCUUCCUGCUCCUGACAGCGGAUCUCUGGGGGCGCCGCUCAGUCCUGCUGCUGAGCACCUUGGUCCUGGGCCUGGCAUCCCUGCUGCUCCUUGCAGGGGCCCAGUACCUGCCCAGCUGGAUGGUGCUGUUCCUCGCUGUCCUGGGGCUCUUGGCCUCCCAGACCGUGUCCGCCCUCAGCAGCCUCUUUUCAGCUGAGGUCUUCCCCACAGUGAUCAGGGGGGCCGGGCUGGGCCUGGUGCUGGGAGCUGGGUUCCUGGGCCAGGCAGCCACCCCGCUCACCAAAAUGCACGGCCGGCAUGGCUUCUUCCUGCAACACGUGCUUUUCACAUCUUUUGCCCUCCUCGCCCUGCUGUGUGUCCUGCUGCUGCCGGAGAGCCGCGGCCGCACGCUGCCCCAAUCACUGCAGGACGCUGACCGCCUGUGCCGCUCCCCGCUCCUCCGGGGCUGCCCACGCCAAGACCUCCUGCCCCUGCUGCCAGCCUCCCUCCCUGGGGCAGGAACACAGCUGGUCCAGGAGGGGUGACCAGGCUGUAGAGACACUGCCAUCCACCAGUGCUGGUGGAAGGGUCUUGGGAGGGUGGUGGGGAGCCCGCCUGUUUCCAGGGGCCCUGGCGCCCCUCCAAGUGGGAAAGAUAAAGGUGUGCGUGGAACUUGG